Caenorhabditis briggsae is the source of this 948-nucleotide messenger RNA. It is a transcript of the gene Cbr-srx-66, whose product is annotated as Protein CBR-SRX-66. The record is from RefSeq and is a predicted model, not a curated record. Lineage: Eukaryota; Metazoa; Nematoda; Chromadorea; Rhabditida; Rhabditidae. The coding region runs from base 1 to 948 and encodes 315 amino acids. The transcript has 4 exons. Gene Ontology annotation, cellular component: membrane.
AUGGCCGACUUCAACCAAAUCGUAUACGUUUUGAUGCCUGUCUCCUUGGUUGGUGCAGUUCUGAAUUGGUCCAGUUUCUACAGUAUCCGGAAAUUGGCAAGCUUUAAUCAUUCCUUCGGAGUUUUGUCAGCAAAUCAGGCGCUAGCAGAUGCGAUGCAUUCGACAGUUUUUCUGCUUUAUUUCUGCCCAAUGGUAUUACUGGACCAACCAACCAUGAAGCACUAUUCUCACAUAUGCGGAUACCUACUACUUCUUGCCUACGAACUGUCCGUUCUCACACAUUUGGCGAUUUCUUUGAACCGAUUCAUUUCCGUUUGGUUUCCGCUAUUCUACGAAAGAGCCUUUAGUGUGCGGAAAACAAAAGUGUUCAUUAUUGUACUCUGGAUGUACAAUGCGACAUCGGCGACGGUGCUUUAUGAAAAUUUCUGUCACUUUUACUUUGACGACAAAAUUGGUUUUCUGACAUUCAGCAACUCGGAUCUUUGCUCUUUCAUCGGAUGGUACGGGGACUUUUUGAAGAACUGUUUUUACGUUUCCAUUGUUAUUUGUUUGGAUGUUCUAACGGUUUACGGGGUCCGUCGACUGUCUAAGAAGCUUCAAUCUGGAAUGACGGAUGCUGCACUCAAAAAGUUGUCGAGUCGGGAUCGUCGAUUCUUGAAACAGACUUUGAUCCAAGGAUUUGUGUUUAUGCUCGAGCUAGUGACCUAUUUCGUGGUCCCAACUUAUUUCACAAACGAUUGGAUAGUAUUCUUUGGAACCUCAUUUGCUUGGGUUACGGUACAUGUAGCUGAUGGACUCAUCGUGAUAAUAUGCAAUCCCGAGAUCCGUAAUUUUUUAUUCGGAAGUAAAAUUAAAAGUUUUCAAACACGUGGCAUUACUAUACAUCUGUCUUCAGUGGUGGCGGUGUCGUCACACCCCCCACAACAAAGAUCAUUAUUUUCUGAUUAA